AUGGGAGAAAAGAAUUCGGCUACAGGCACCAGGCCUGGCCUGGCAGCCCUCUCUCUCCCGGCUCAUUGCCUCAAGGCAGAAGCAGUCACUCAGGAGCUAACCACCAAUGCGGAUGACGGCCUUACCACCCAGGAGGCAAAAACCCGUCUCACUAUAUAUGGCCAGAACAAGCUCGACGAAGGUGAAGGCGUUUCGGUCGUCAAGAUCCUUGUCCGUCAAGUUGCCAAUGCCAUGAUGCUAGUUAAGCGGCCCAUUACUCUACCCCCCCCCCUUCUUUAUGGGAACUUUGUCAGUCUGAUCCAGUUGUUGGAGGAUGGGCGAACUAUAGUUGUUCCCUCCGUUGACAUUGUUCCCGGUGAUAUGGUCGAAUUGAAGACCGGUGACACUGUUCCCGCUGAUCUUCGGCUUGUUGAGGCGGUAAACUUUGAGACUGACGAGGCUCUGCUUACCGGAGAAUCGCUCCCUGUCCAGAAAGACUGUGAUGCUGUUUUCAAGGAGGACGUUGGCCCAGGAGAUAGGUUGAACAUCGCGUAUAGUUCAUCUACCGUCACUCGUGGCCGUGCCCGCGGAGUCGUCAUUGCCACCGGCAUGGCCACCGAGAUUGGCUCUAUUGCCGCCGCUCUCAGGGCUUCCGACAGCAAACGCAGGCCGGUGAAGCGCGGGCCCAGCGGCGAGACGAAGAAACGAUGGUACGUUCAAGCAUGGGCUCUGACCGGCACUGAUGCGGUCGGAAGGUUCCUCGGGGUCAAUGUUGGAACUCCGCUUCAACGAAAGCUCUCCAAGCUGGCGCUUAUUCUGUUCGGGGUAGCAGUCCUGUUUGCCAUCGUCGUCAUGAGCGCGAAUAAAUGGAGCAGCAACAACGAGGUCAUCAUAUACGCCGUUGCCACGGGCCUUAGUAUGAUACCGGCCUGCCUGGUGGUCGUCUUGACGAUCACCAUGGCGGUGGGCACGAAGAGGAUGGUGGAGAGACACGUUAUCGUUCGAAAGCUGGAUUCUCUGGAAGCCCUCGGCGCCGUCACGAACAUCUGCUCCGACAAGACGGGAACGCUCACGCAGGGCAAGAUGGUGGCGAAGAAGGCCUGGAUCCCAUCGAUAGGGACGUACUCGGUGGGCACUUCCAACGAGCCUUUCAACCCCGAGGUAGGGGAGAUCAGCCUCGACGCGCUUCCGCCGGCCAAGAUGGACGGGGAAAAGACUUCAGAGCCCGUCCACCCGGACGAGCUGCUGGAGGGGAAGGCCCAUCUCGAAGAGUUCCUGAACGUCGCAGCCAUGGCCAACCUGGCGCACGUCUACCGAUCCGAAAGCCAGGGGAACGAAUGGCAUGCGCGGGGCGAGCCCACCGAGAUCGCGAUCCAGGUCUUUGCGUCGAGAUUCAACUGGAACAGGGACCGGUGGGUGAAAGGCGAGGGGGCGAUAUGGCACCAGCGGGCCGAGUUCCCGUUCGACUCCGACGUGAAGAAGAUGUCGGUUAUCUUCCGCAAGCUGACCGAGUCGGAGGACAGGGAGAUGGUCUUCACCAAGGGCGCGGUCGAGCGCAUCGUCGACGCGUGCACGACCGUGGUGAUGGACGCGGGCGAGGGAGCGGUCCCCAUGACCGACGCCGUCCGCGACGAGAUCCUGGAGAACAUGGAGGCGCUGGCCAGGCUGGGUCUCCGCGUGCUUGCGCUCGCCAGCCGGCCGUACACGCCCGCCGCCCACGCGGCGGAGGGCGUCGACAUCCGCCGCGAAGACGUCGAGAGGGAGCUGCAGUUCCGCGGGCUGAUCGGCCUCUACGACCCGCCCCGCCCGGAGACGGCGGGCGCCAUCGAAGAGUGCUACAAGGCCGGCAUCUCGGUCCACAUGGUGACGGGCGACCACCCGGGAACGGCCCGAGCGAUCGCGGCGCAGGUCGGGAUCAUCCCCGCGGACCCGGGCAUGGUGGCCCGCGACGUGGCGGAGGCGAUGGUGAUGACGGCCGGCCAGUUCGACCGGCUGUCCGACGAGGAGAUCGACCGCCUCCCGACGCUGCCGCUGGUGAUCGCGCGGUGCGCGCCGCACACCAAGGUCCGCAUGAUCGAGGCGCUCCACCGACGGGGCAGGUUCGCGGCCAUGACGGGCGACGGGGUGAACGACUCGCCGUCGCUGAAGCGCGCGGACGUGGGCAUCGCGAUGGGCCAGAGCGGCUCCGACGUGGCCAAGGACGCGUCGGACAUCGUCCUGACGGACGACAACUUCGCGUCCAUCCUCAACGCGGUCGAGGAGGGCCGGCGCAUCUUCGACAACAUCCAGAAGUUUGUGCUGCACCUGCUGGCGGAGAACAUCGCGCAGGCGUGCACCCUGCUGAUCGGCCUCGCGUUCAAGGACAACGACCGCCAGUCCGUCUUCCCGCUGGCGCCGGUCGAGAUCCUGUGGAUCAUCAUGAUCACGUCCGGCAUGCCCGACAUGGGCCUUGGGAUGGAGGCGGCCGCCCCGGACAUCAUGGACCGGCCGCCCCAGAGCAAACAGGGGAUCUUCACCUGGGAGGUCAUCGUGGACAUCCUGGCGUACGGCCUCUGGAUGUCCGCGCUCUGCCUGUCCGCGUUCUCGCUGGUGAUGUUCGGGUUCGGCGACGGCGACCUGGGCACGCACUGCAACCGCGACUACACGCCGGCGUGCGACACCGUCUUCCGGGCGCGCGCGACGACGUUCGUCUGCCUGACGUGGUUUGCGCUCUUCCUGGCGUGGGAGAUGGUCAGCCUGCGCCGCAGCUUCUUCCGCAUGCAGCCUGGCUCGACGCGGUACCUGACGCAGUGGAUGCACGACGUCUGGCGCAACCGGUUCCUCUUCUGGGCCGUCAUCGCGGGCUUCGUCACCGUCUUCCCGCUGCUCUACGUCCCCGUCAUCAACCACCGGGUCUUCCGCCACACCGGCAUCUCCUGGGAAUGGGGCAUCGUCUUCGUCGAGUCCGCCCUCUUCUUCCUCGGCGUCGAGGCCUGGAAAUGGGCGAAGCGAGUCUUCUUCCGCCACGCCGCAUCGAGGCUGGCCGAGCCUUGA
This is a messenger RNA of Microsporum canis CBS 113480, 3012 nucleotides long. RefSeq names its product sodium transport ATPase 5. Gene Ontology annotation, molecular function: ATP hydrolysis activity; P-type calcium transporter activity; ATP binding. Gene Ontology annotation, biological process: calcium ion transmembrane transport; intracellular calcium ion homeostasis. Gene Ontology annotation, cellular component: plasma membrane. NCBI's taxonomy places the organism in Eukaryota, Fungi, Ascomycota, Eurotiomycetes, Onygenales, Arthrodermataceae. Bases 1 to 3012 code for a protein of 1003 amino acids. The record is from RefSeq and is a predicted model, not a curated record. The transcript is spliced from 4 exons.